Molecule: messenger RNA, 4950 nt
Organism: Cercocebus atys (sooty mangabey)
Lineage: Eukaryota; Metazoa; Chordata; Mammalia; Primates; Cercopithecidae
Gene: CP
Product: ceruloplasmin (ferroxidase)
Exons: 19
Coding region: 259-3456 (1065 amino acids)
Biological process (GO): iron ion transport
Cellular component (GO): plasma membrane
Molecular function (GO): oxidoreductase activity; copper ion binding
Source: RefSeq, a predicted model, not a curated record
UAUGCACACUCUAAUGUCUCCAACAAUAACUGUUGACUUUUUAUUUUCAGUCAGAGAAGCCUGGCAACCAAGAAGUGGUUUUUUGGUGGUUUACGAGAACUUAACUGAAUUGGAAAAUAUUUGCUUUAAUGAAACAAUUUACUCUUGUGCAACACUAAAUUGUGUCAAUCAAGCAAAUAAGGAAGAAAGUCUUAUUUAUAAAAUUGCCUGCUCCUGAUUUUACUUCAUUGCUUCUCAGGCUCCAAGAAGGGGAAAAAAAUGAAGAUUUUGAUACUUGGUAUUUUUCUGUUUUUAUAUAGUACCCCGGCCUGGGCGAAAGAAAAGCAUUAUUACAUUGGAAUUAUUGAAACAACUUGGGAUUAUGCCUCUGACCAUGGGGAAAAGAAACUUAUUUCUGUUGACACGGAACAUUCCAAUAUCUAUCUUCAAAAUGGCCCAGAUAGAAUUGGGAGACUAUAUAAGAAGGCCCUUUAUCUUCAGUACACAGAUGAAACCUUUAGGACGACUGUAGAAAAACCAGUCUGGCUUGGGUUUUUAGGCCCUAUUAUCAAAGCUGAAACUGGAGAUAAAGUUUAUGUACACUUAAAAAACUUUGCCUCUAGGCCCUACACCUUUCAUUCACAUGGAAUAACUUACUAUAAGGAACAUGAGGGGGCCAUCUACCCUGAUAACACCACAGAUUUUCAAAAAGCAGAUGACAAAGUAUAUCCAGGACAGCAGUAUACAUACUUGUUGCUUGCCACCGAAGAACAAAGUCCUGGUGAAGGAGAUAGCAAUUGUGUGACUAGGAUUUACCAUUCCCACAUUGAUGCUCCAAAAGAUAUUGCCUCAGGACUCAUCGGACCUUUAAUAAUCUGUAAAAAAGAUUCUCUAGAUAAAGAAAAAGAAAAAAAUAUUGACCGAGAAUUUGUGGUGAUGUUUUCUGUGGUGGAUGAAAAUUUCAGCUGGUACCUAGAAGACAACAUUCAAGCCUACUGCUUAGAACCAGAGAAAGUUGACAAAGACAACGAAGACUUCCAGGAGAGUAACAGAAUGCAUUCUGUGAAUGGAUACACUUUUGGAAGUCUCCCAGGACUCUCCAUGUGUGCUGAAGACAGAGUAAAAUGGUACCUUUUUGGUAUGGGUAAUGAAGUUGAUGUGCACGCAGCUUUCUUUCACGGGCAAGUAUUGACCAACAAGAACUACCGUAUUGAUACAAUCAACCUCUUUCCUGCUACCCUGUUUGAUGCUUAUAUGGUGGCCCAGAACCCUGGAGAAUGGAUGCUCAGCUGUCAGAAUCUAAACCAUCUGAAAGCUGGUUUGCAAGCCUUUUUCCAGGUCCAGGAGUGUAACAAGUCUUCAUCAAAGGGUAAUACCCAUGGGAAGCAUAUUAGACACUACUACAUUGCCGCUGAGGAAAUCAUCUGGAACUAUGCUCCCUCUGGUAUAGACAUCUUCACCAAAGAAAACUUAACAGCACCUGGAAGUGACUCAGCGGUGUUUUUUGAACAAGGUACCACAAGAAUUGGAGGCUCUUAUAAAAAGCUGGUUUAUCGUGAGUACACAGAUGCCUCCUUCACAAAUCGAAAGGAGAGAGGCCCUGAAGAAGAGCAUCUUGGCAUCCUGGGUCCUGUCAUUUGGGCAGAGGUGGGAGACACCAUCAGAGUAACAUUCCAUAACAAAGGAGCAUACCCUCUCAGUAUUGAGCCGACUGGGGUGAGAUUCAAUAAGAACAACGAGGGCACAUACUAUUCCUCACAUUACAACCCCCAGAGCGGAAGUGUGCCUCCUUCAGCCUCCCAUGUGGCACCCACAGAAACAUUCACCUAUGAAUGGACUGUCCCCGAAGAAGUAGGACCCACUUAUGCAGAUCCUGUGUGUCUAGCUAAGAUGUAUUAUUCUGCUGUGGAUCCCACUAAAGAUAUAUUCACUGGGCUUAUUGGGCCAAUGAAAAUAUGCAGGAAAGGAAGUUUACAUGCAAAUGGGAGACAGAAAGAUGUAGACAAGGAGUUCUACUUGUUUCCUACAGUAUUUGAUGAGAAUGAGAGUUUACUCCUGGAAGAUAAUAUUAGAAUGUUUACAACUGCACCUGAUCAGGUGGAUAAGGAAGAUGAAGACUUUCAGGAAUCUAAUAAAAUGCACUCCAUGAAUGGAUUCAUGUAUGGGAAUCAGCCUGGUCUCAAUAUGUGCAAAGGAGAUUCGGUCGUGUGGUACUUAUUCAGCGUUGGAAAUGAGGCCGAUGUACAUGGAAUAUACUUUUCAGGAAACACAUAUCUGUGGAGAGGAGAACGGAGAGACACAGUAAACCUCUUCCCUCAAACAAGUCUUACACUCCUCAUGUGGCCUGACACGGAAGGGACUUUUAAUGUUGAAUGCCUUACAACUGAUCAUUACACAGGCGGCAUGAAGCAAAAAUAUACUGUGAACCAAUGCAGGCGGCAGUCUGAGGAUUCCACCUUCUACCUGGGAGAGAGGACAUACUAUAUUGCAGCAGUGGAGGUGGAAUGGGAUUACUCCCCACAGAGGCAGUGGGAGAAGGAGCUGCAUCAUUUACAAGAGCGGAAUGUUUCAAAUGCAUUUUUAGAUAAGGAAGAGUUUUACAUAGGCUCGAAGUACAAGAAAGUUGUGUAUCGGCAGUAUACUGAUAACACGUUCCGUGUUCCAGUGGAGAGAAAAGCUGAAGAAGAACAUCUGGGAAUUCUAGGUCCACAACUUCAUGCAGAUGUUGGAGACAAAGUCAAAAUUAUCUUUAAAAACAUGGCCACAAGGCCCUACUCAAUACAUGCCCAUGGGGUACAAACAGAGAGUUCUACAGUUAUUCCAACAUUACCAGGUGAAACUCUCACUUACGUAUGGAAAAUCCCAGAAAGAUCUGGAGCUGGAACAGAGGAUUCUGCUUGUAUUCCAUGGGCUUACUAUUCAACUGUGGAUCAAGUUAAGGAUCUCUACAGUGGAUUAAUUGGCCCCCUGAUUGUCUGUCGAAGACAUUACUUGAAAGUAUUCAAUCCCAGAAAGAAACUGGAAUUUGCCCUUCUAUUUCUAGUUUUUGAUGAGAAUGAAUCUUGGUACUUAGAUGACAACAUCAAAACAUACUCUGAUCACCCCGAAAAAGUAAACAAAGAUGAUGAGGAAUUCAUAGAAAGCAAUAAAAUGCAUGCUAUUAAUGGAAGAAUGUUUGGAAACCUACAAGGCCUCACAAUGCACGUGGGAGAUGAAGUCAACUGGUAUCUGAUGGGAAUGGGCAAUGAAAUAGACUUACACACUGUACAUUUUCACGGCCAUAGUUUCCAAUACAAGCACAGGGGCGUUUAUAGUUCUGAUGUCUUUGACAUUUUCCCUGGAACAUACCAAACCCUAGAAAUGUUUCCAAGAGCACCUGGAAUCUGGUUACUCCACUGCCAUGUGACCGACCACAUUCAUGCUGGAAUGGAAACCACUUACACGGUUCUACAAAAUGAAGGUGGCACCUCCACGUAAAAGAAGCCCAAGACAAUCCCAAAUAAUAUAAUUUCAAAUAGGCAGUGUCUUUCUGUGCUUCCAAGGGAAAGGAGGAACCUUACUGAUUAUUGUUUGUGAAAGAUCCAGGGAAGAAACAAAAUUUACAUGCACUGCUCCCCAACCCCUGCAAUAACCCUCCCCAUGUGUAGGUACACACACACACUCACACACACACACACAACUUAAAAUGGAGAAAAAUGAACAGUUUUUUUUUGUAGGAUUCCUGCACUGUGGCUGCAGGUUUUGGUCUUUCCUGGGUCUUUCGAGUUGAAGACUGUUGUAAUUGGAAAUGGUAAACCCAAAAGGAGGAAAUUAUGUAAAGAAAACCAAUCUAUGUCUUUCCUCCCUAAAAUGGGGAAAAAAGGGAACAUACAAAUGAAGAAAAUAUAAAUGUAAAUAUAUUUCAAGAUUUAAAAAGCUCUGAAAGGUUAACCUUUAGUGUAAAUGAAAAGUUUUAAUUUCUACUCCUGGGUCUUAUACUAACAACUUAUAUCAUGAAAAACUAUUUACAUUAAUGCCCUUUUUAUUAGAGCAGUCACUGAUAACACUAGAAUAUCAAAGACUCUAACAGACAAGCCACUAAAUUUAAUGCCAAUAACUUGAACAAGGUGAAGAGAGCCAAAUAUGAUGACAAAGAAAACUUUAGUCUUUAAAUAACACUAGUAAACCAUGUGGUUACAUGUGGUUGCAUGUAAACCACACAAAAGGAUGGUCUUGCUCAGAAAAAUAAUGGUGAGUAAGUAACAUGGAGGCAUUUGGGGAACUCAUGUGUGCAAAUGCCUGGCAUGCAGAGUAUGGUACUACAGGGUAACCCUACACACACAGCCACAGAGAAGAUUCCUCCUGUGUAACAACCGUGAAAGAAGAGGGAGAUUACUGCUUGGUUAAGAAAGUCAAGAUAAAGCUAUAGGACAAAUUACAGAACAAAUAGCAAAUAUGAAGGAAAAAUCAACACUGGAUAAAGAAUUAAAGAGAAAUUUGACUUUUGCAAAGAGAAAAAGUAUUGCAUGAGACUGAAAGAAGCAGACUGAAUAAAAAAAGAUAGUUUGAACUAUCUUUGGCCCAUAAAAUCAGUAGCUAAGUUUAUCAGUCUGAAUCAUCUUUAAAUAAGUCCAAUAAAGCUUUGAGCAAGUUUACAUUAAUUAUGAGUCUUAGAAAAGUCUGCGUAGCUUUAAAUUUCUUAUAGGCAGGGACUAUGUAUUCUUUAUUUCUAGCUAAGUACCCAAAUCCAAUACAAUAGUUUGCUUAUUGAAUAUAUAACAACAUAUUAAUUCAAUGAAGAGAAACUUUUAAAACUUUUUUUUUGACAUAAUUUCAGAUUCCCAUAUACCUUUCACCCAGAUUCCCUGAAUGUUAACGAUUUGUGUGGCCACAUUGGCUUUCUCAUUCUUUUUCCUGUCUCCCUCUCAUGCUCACCCUCUGUAUGUACACACACAGACGUGUAUAGAUACAUACAACUAUCUUUCCUAAAAA